UCCGUUCCGCCGCAUCUCCACCAUGUACAAUCGGUGAACGUCAGGGAACGCGCUAGCAUUUAGUUUAAAUCAGGCUAGCUUAAAAAACAAAAAAACAAAAAAAACAAUCUUGGAGUUUAAUUUUAACGGACACAGUCGAGAAGUAAAUCCCCGAAGCUAACGAAUCACCAUGAAUAUCAUUCCUUCCACAAAGCGGGCCGCCUUCAACGUUACGACCGGAGUCAUGGGCUGCCUCAUUCUUCCUCAAAAUGGAGUCGUGGAGGGAGCGAUGCACUACGGCUCAGGAAAUUCCUUGCCGCAGAUCGCCGUGGGCUCCGUGAUCGACUCCCGCGGCGGGAACGUCGGCGCCGGGGACGCCCCGAAGCGGCCCAAGAACCUCCAGGUCUCCGCAACGAAGGCGUACGCGGCCAAGAGCUGCCGGGAGGACGGCGGCGGCGGCGGCGACGUCGGCGGCGGCUCUCUGCCCUCCACCCCGGAGUCGGACGGCGAGCACGACGUCUCCGGUUGUCCGGCGGCGGACGAGGCGCUGGACAGCUUCACCAGGGAACUCAUUAGCCAGUUCCUGAGAGACUAUGUCGCGCGCACGGACCCGCGGUGGACCGACAGCAAAGCGCUGUCCACGAUGAAGAGAGUGGUGGACCGACUGGUGGAGAAGCACAGAUACGCAUACAACGGUAUGAUGAAUAGACUGUCCUUGGACAACAGAAGGGACGAUGUGACGUUUGUCGGCGCCGUAGCCAGGAGCCUCUUCGGGGACGGCAACACAAACUGGGGCCGCGUCUCCAGCCUGGUGGCGUUCGGGGCCGUGGUGAGUCAGCACCUGAAGGAGACGGGCAGGGGGAACUGCGUGGAGCUCGUCGGGCAGGAGAUCUCCACAUACCUGCUGACGGACCAGCGAGACUGGCUGGUGAAAAACAACUCCUGGGAGGGCUUUGUGGAAUUUUUCCGAGUAGCAGACCCAGAGACGACAAUGAGGAACACACUGAUUGGCCUUGCUGGAUUUGCUGGUGUUGGGGCGACACUGGCCCUGUUGAUCAGGUGAAUUUGGACUCUCGUCACAACUUGUUCCGAAAUGCUGGAUGCCUCUUCGUGCAACAACUUCAACUCCAUGGGGUUUUUGGACUUGAUAAAGAUGGAAAUGAACGCUUGACGUGACCUGAAACGAUAAGAUGAUCACACCCGUGGUUGCUCUUAUCUUCUCUGGGGCUCUUUUCCACCCUCACCCCCGCAAAAUACGAACACUUUUCCCCUGUUGAUUAAAAGGAAUGUACUUUCACACUCAGCAGUCAACUUUCAGUUCAAAGAAUUUUAUUUUUCUAAUAAAUGUAACAUGAUUCUAUGCAAGUUGAAAUGGUAAUGGGAAGUUAGUUGACAUUUCUUUAAAUCUCCUUGAUUUUUUCUCCCUUUUUUUUUCUUUUUUAUGUUUACAUGUUCCUAAUUAAAUAAUAGUUCCCUGGCUGUAAGGGUGUUAGUGUGCCAGGCCCAUGCCAAAUGCAGGAAGGAAAAGAUGCAUUUUUUCCCCCCCACGUCAAGCAGUCACAGAGCCCCUUUCCAUAGAGCCCGUUCAUAACCCCUGGAUUGUUUGUGUGGAGGCCUCAACCAUGUGAAGGGAGGAGGAUGUGAAUCAGCAUGAGUGUCGCUCUGUUUCCUUGUCAGCCACAUGCUGGACUUGUGGCUGUGCAACAGCCUGGAAAGUUGUUUUUUUUUUAGUCUGUUGCAAGGAACGAACAAGGACUGAGCUGGAAACGCAGAUUGUGCUGUUCGACUGCACCAGAGCUGACAGAAAGUGGACAAUGAUUAUUAGUUCAGAUCCAGUUUAAGCUAACAUCUGUAUAGAUUGAUACAAUUAAACAAAACAGACAUGAUUAACACGACUUAAUCUUUUUGAUACACUUGCUUUUAAGGGAUUUCUUUUUCUUCAGAGGCUUGAGACUGAGGUUGCUUCAAUGUUCUGUUCUGCUCCUGUUUUGCUGAAAUGAGCCAACCUUCACUCAAACUAAACUCAACACCUUUGCACAAAUUAAACUCAACACCUUCGCAUUUGUCAA
Molecule: messenger RNA, 2048 nt
Organism: Scophthalmus maximus (turbot)
Lineage: Eukaryota; Metazoa; Chordata; Actinopteri; Pleuronectiformes; Scophthalmidae
Gene: mcl1b
Product: MCL1 apoptosis regulator, BCL2 family member b
Exons: 3
Coding region: 170-1042 (290 amino acids)
Biological process (GO): positive regulation of apoptotic process; release of cytochrome c from mitochondria; mitochondrial fusion
Cellular component (GO): mitochondrial outer membrane
Molecular function (GO): protein homodimerization activity; channel activity; protein heterodimerization activity
Source: RefSeq, a predicted model, not a curated record